AUGGAGCCACAGUCUAUUGAAUGCAAGUGUUGUUUAUGCCAGAAGCGCACAUUCUUUAUGACACCUUUCCCAAAGGUGAAGACAACUCGACUUGUUAUCAUGAUUCUCCAGGCGCUCAAGCAGUUGAAACCGGAUGUUGUUUUUUUCUCUCUCAUUAAGGACAUCAUCCCAUUUGUUACUCAGCAUAUGACCCUGCUUGCCAAUUUGAAAAUCUUCAAGACCGGAAAGUGGAGGAAGUCUCUCCUUGACGCGCUGAAUCACUCAUCACAUGUCGAGUCUGGGAAAGAGGCUUGUCACAACAGAGGAUUCUACCGUCUUAAAGAUACUGUUGAGGCUCAAACCUCAAAUUCUAUCGAGUCUGCCUCGACUGAAGUUGUCCAACAGAACCCACAGACGGUUAGCAUUUCGCUCCUCGAUUCUUUGACGGAGCUUCAACUUCAAAUGGUUAACACAGUCAAUCUCCUUGCAGUGCUUCCCAAACCAACAGAAGAUGAUCAAAACGCGUACCAAUUCUUUGCCAAUUGCAUCAACCAACUAAACUUUGGCCGAGCCUAUGUUGUUGCAUUAUCUAAUUGUAUUUUUAUUUAA
Entamoeba invadens IP1 is the source of this 588-nucleotide messenger RNA. RefSeq lists its product as hypothetical. The coding region runs from base 1 to 588 and encodes 195 amino acids. The record is from RefSeq and is a predicted model, not a curated record. Lineage: Eukaryota; Evosea; Mastigamoebida; Endamoebidae. The transcript has a single exon.